AUGGGUUUAUCUUUUCCAUCAGAGGAUUUAGAGGAUAGUCUUGGAAAAAGAGUUGAGGAUAUGAAAAGAGAUGCCGAUAUGUACAAGGACUUCGUAAGGAAGAUGUAUGGAUUAGAAGAUGAGCUGGAUCUCAUUUCUGUAGAGGACCAGAAAAGCAUAGUAGAAAGCGCCAAAAGGAGAAGAAGAUCCACAACUCUGGAUGUGGAUGAAAUACUUUAUGCCGCAGUGGAUGAGGCAGCCAAAGAUUUGAGGAUGAUAGAAGGAAAAAAAGAUACUGAUGUUUUUAUUGAAAAUAGCACACUAAAUGUAAAGGGGCGUGCAUUUACUAAGGGAGAUAAAAUCAAGGUCACAAUAAACAAAGAGGUAUUUGCAGGAGGCAUUAUUUCCAUAGGAGAGGAGGAUAUCAUACUAAAAACAAAGGAUUAUAAAAGAGUUAGAAUCCUGCUAGAUGACAUAAGAUCCACGAAGUCUUCGAUUGUACCGAUUAAUGAAGUUAGGCGUUGA
This is a messenger RNA of Encephalitozoon hellem ATCC 50504, 504 nucleotides long. RefSeq lists its product as uncharacterized. The record is from RefSeq and is a predicted model, not a curated record. Lineage: Eukaryota; Fungi; Microsporidia; Unikaryonidae. The coding region runs from base 1 to 504 and encodes 167 amino acids. The transcript has a single exon.